CUUUCUUUCUUUCUUUCUUUCUUUUUCUUUAUCAUGCAACGUCGCAAUACAAUUGAUUCCGUACAAAGUACUUGGCCUAUGUGCCAUUAUUACUAUACACAUAACAAUGGAAGUUCAGACGAUAUUUUGAUUCACCAACGUCCUAGAUCAGACUUUAUGACUCGGAAGAAACAGCCUUUGUCUUCUUCCUAUAAAGGCGUCAAACGAUUUUAUACUUAUCCGCCAUUUUCACGAAGCGCCUUCCUUUCUCCAAAAAGAUCACUGCCUAAUAAAAAAUAUCACAACGAUCUUCGGGCUGCUUUCUAUGCUAACACAUCACUCAGGAAAUACAAAAGCCGACAACAAAACCAAAAAAAACGUCAGACAUUAUCAAAUAUUUUGACAGCAUUGACUCAAGGUAGCUCUUGUCCAACCAUAGGGCUUGGCAACAUUUCAAAAAACAAUCGACACGACCUUAUUGAUACAGUUCAUAUGCAAACCAAAUGGGAUAGUAUUCGCCUUUAUCAUCCUCAACUAGAUAAUGAAAAAAUUCAACAAGACAUGGAGCAAGAAGAUAUCAUCUUGGACUUGCAACGAACCAGAAGAAAUCAGCAUGAUAUGAUAGCUGUCAAUCAAGCACUUCAUGAACCUCCUCAUACACCUGCUGGUCAGGAAGAAGAAGAGCAGCAAAGUAUAAUAAUACAGAUUCCAACGCCGUCGGAUAUGGUGCCUGUGAGUAAAACAGUGUAUUUCUCAUCCAAAGACAUGUAUCUAUUUCUAUUUGGAUUUUUGUUUUUCCCACUUUGGUGGUAUGGUGCCUGGCGUUAUUUUGCUUGUGAUCCUACAAUGCGUAUGUUUAUGUCGAAAAGACAACAGGCAUUUCAAAUGCUAAAUAUUUUUACAAGCCUUGCCAGUUUACUUUUAACGGGCCUUAUUGUUGGCCUAGUCACUGUAUGGACACAGUGAAUGAGGCAACAGGACCGUCUAGAGGGCAUCCAUGAUUACUUGAUCGUGAAUCAUUUCAGUCAAAUAAAGAAAAUUCAACCAGCCAAUCAAAAAAGACGAUCAUGUCAUUUUCUUAUUUGUUCCCUUGUUAUCAAGAGAGCUUUUAUCUCAUGAGAAGCCACUUCGUGAACAAGUGUGAUA
This is a messenger RNA of Gilbertella persicaria, 1125 nucleotides long. RefSeq lists its product as uncharacterized. Bases 34 to 945 code for a protein of 303 amino acids. The record is from RefSeq and is a predicted model, not a curated record. Lineage: Eukaryota; Fungi; Mucoromycota; Mucoromycetes; Mucorales; Choanephoraceae. The transcript has 2 exons.